This is a messenger RNA of Pelobates fuscus (common spadefoot toad), 4100 nucleotides long. RefSeq names its product ribosomal protein S6 kinase alpha-5-like. Gene Ontology annotation, biological process: peptidyl-serine phosphorylation; regulation of DNA-templated transcription; intracellular signal transduction. The coding region runs from base 206 to 2512 and encodes 768 amino acids. NCBI's taxonomy places the organism in Eukaryota, Metazoa, Chordata, Amphibia, Anura, Pelobatidae. Gene Ontology annotation, molecular function: protein serine/threonine kinase activity; magnesium ion binding; ATP binding. The transcript is spliced from 17 exons. The record is from RefSeq and is a predicted model, not a curated record.
ACACUGUGCACACCCUCUCUGUAUCACUCACACACAUUGUGACACACCCAAUGCAGCAGAGCGGCAUCACAUUACUGACUGACACACACAUGGUGACACCCUGCAGCGCGCUCACACACAGGAAGUUCCCCAUUUGGUAAUUUUGUGCCAUUUUCCCUUUACAUUCAGAAAGCGGAGCGAGCCGGGCCGAGUCUAACACCGAGACAUGGAGGAACCGGACGGGACCGAGAGCCGUAACCCGACCCUAGCAAAUCUGCCUGGCCAAGAAGAAAAAGUUGGAAUGGAAGACUUUGAACUGCUGAAAAUUUUGGGAACUGGGGCCUAUGGCAAGGUAUUCCUUGUACGUAAAGUGACAGGGCCAGACGCCAAGCGUCUCUACGCUAUGAAGGUUUUACGCAAAGCAGCCCUGGUUCAGAAGGAGAAGACUGCAGAGCACACGAGGACAGAGAGAAGUGUACUGGAACAUGUGAGAGAAAGUCCUUUUCUUGUGACUCUUCACUAUGCUUUCCAGACAGAGGCUAAACUCCACCUUAUACUAGAUUAUGUUAGUGGUGGGGAGCUUUUCACUCACCUCUACCAGAGGGACAACUUCUCAGAAGAUGCUGUGCGGUUUUAUUCAGGAGAAGUUAUUCUGGCAUUGGAGCACCUGCACAAGCUAGGCAUUGUAUACCGUGACAUCAAACUGGAGAAUAUCUUAUUGGACAGUGAAGGCCACGUGGUGUUGACGGACUUCGGCCUUAGUAAGGAGUUCUUAGAUGAAGAGAUCGAGCGCACCUAUUCAUUUUGUGGAACUAUUGAAUACAUGGCACCAGAAAUAAUUCGAGGACAGGGUGGUCAUGGCAAGUCUGUAGACUGGUGGAGUUUGGGGAUCCUAAUCUACGAACUGUUGACAGGAGCUUCUCCAUUUACCCUGGAGGGAGAAAAGAACACACAGAGUGAGGUGUCAAGGCGAAUUCUCAAGAUGGACCCAUCAUAUCCAUCGUCUUUGAGUUUUGAGGCACGAGACCUUCUUCACAGACUUCUCCGGAAGGAUCCAAAAAAACGCCUAGGGGCCACUGGUGCCUCCCAUAUAAAAGAACAUCCCUUUUACAAAGGACUAGAUUGGGAUGCACUCUCUCAUCGCAAGGUCACUCCCCCAUUUCGACCAUCUCUUCGCAACGAAACAGAUGUGAGCAAUUUCUCAGACGAAUUUACUAGCCUUGAUCCUGUAUAUUCGCCAGCUGCUACUCCUCCCUCUGGUGCCCGCAUCUUUCAGGGCUACUCCUUUGUAGCUCCUUCUGUCUUGUUUAGUGUGAACGCAGUUAUGACCGAUAUGCCUGCACCUUCUGUGGACAAGCCUGGGAGUCCUACAUUAGCUCUGAGUGCUGCCAUGAAGGAUUCCCCAUUCUUCCAGCAGUACGAGAUGGAUCUUCAAGAGGUAGUUUUGGGAUCUGGCAGUUUCUCUGUCUGCAGAAAGUGUCGCCAUCGACAGACCAAGAAAGAAUAUGCUGUGAAAAUCCUGAGCAAAAGGAUGGAGGUGAACACACAGCGGGAGGUAGCUGCUUUAAAGUUGUGUCAGGGACACCCCAACAUUGUAAUUCUGCAUGAAGUUCUUCAGGACCAGUAUCACUCCUAUCUCAUAAUGGAACUUCUUACUGGUGGAGAACUGCUCGAGCGCAUAAAAAAACAGUCCCGUUUCAGCGAAGUGGAAGCUAGCAGUCUUAUGCGAAGUCUGGUGAGCGCUGUUUCUCACAUGCAUGAGGCUGGAGUGGUGCACAGAGACCUCAAACCAGAGAAUCUACUCCUCUCAUCUCCUGGUGAGGACGCAGUCCUGAAGGUGAUAGAUUUUGGGUUUGCCAGGCUCCGCCCCCCUGGAUCACGUCCUUUGCACACUCCCUGCUUUUCACUGCACUAUGCAGCCCCAGAGCUGCUCUCCCACCAGGGCUAUGAUGAGUCGUGUGACCUUUGGAGCCUUGGAGUUAUCCUGUACACCAUGUUGUCUGGUCAGGUACCUUUCCAAGGUGAAAGACGUGGAUCUCCACAGAGUCGUGCUGCUGAUAUUAUCCGCAAAAUUAAAGAAGGAGACUUCAGCAUGGAAGGAGCAAGUUGGGAACAUGUGAGCGAGGAUGCCAAAAUUCUAGUGAGAGGCUUGCUGACUGUUGACCCUUCCUGUCGACUAAAUCUGCAUGAUCUCCAGGAGAGUGAGUGGCUGCGAGGAGGCCGUCCACUCUCCUCAACUCCUCUCAUGACACCUGAUGUGCUGGAGUCCAGUGGGUUAGCCACAAAAACUUGUGUCCAUGCCACUUUUAUGGCAUUUAACCGUGGAAAGAGAGAAGGUGUGUUCCUAAAGAGUGUGGAGAAUGCCCCCCUCGCCAAGAGGCGUAAAUUAAAGCAAUGCAGCACUGGGGUUGACACACGCAGUGGCUCCUCGUCUUCCUCCUCCUCCUCUUCAUCAGCAGCUGCUCACUCCCCUAAAUCCAGACCCCAACACAAGGGCACGGACGUAGGCAUCCCCAACCACCAGUCCCACUGAUACACACUACACUCUUGUUUUUUGAACGGGGUAUCGACCAGAAAAUGGAUGCAGAUGAUCUCCUGAUGCCCCCACUAACAAUUACUGCCCUAGGUUUAAUGUGUGCUGGUAUGUAAGAAUGUAUGAAUACAUGUGUGUAUGUCUGUGUGUGUGCAUCAGUGUAUGCACAAACACACAUUAUGGUUGAGCAAGUUUAUAAUGGUUUUAGAAUGAUGCAUAUAUGUGUGUAUGUAUGUUUACAUACACACCUAUAUACAGACUUGUAUCUCUUACAGAGAUAAGAGAUCAUUAACUUAUUCCGGAAUAGUAUGUUUUUUAUAUGGUAGAAGGUUUUAUUUUACAAAUCAGGAGACACUGGACUAGAUGUACUCCAUUGAAUGAAAGCUUUGUAAUUCCUGUGUGGUUUGCUAUUGCAUCAUAGCACCCUGAUAAGCACGUGAUUUUGUUUGUCAACCUAAUUUUUCUUUUGUGGUGAAUUUUUUGUUUUGUUCUUCUUUUCUUUUCAUACGUAGAACAAUUGGGGCUUAUAUUUAGCACAUAUAUAACAAACUUUAUUAUUUUAGAUUCCUGCUUGCUUGCUACUUGUAGCAAGCAAUUCAUUUUUUCUGCUCUUGCGCAGUAUAUGCAAGUUGUUUUGCGUACUUUAUUACUUGCACAUCUAGUUUGGACCUUUCUCCUGCACCGUUUGUAUUGUUGUGAAAUAUAUUUAAGUAAAACCAUCACAUCUGAGGUUUAUGCCCAAUCCAAUGGCUUACUUAAAGCUAACUGCGGCUUUUGCUAUUUUUAAUUUUUUUUUAAAUACCAAACAAAUUGUAUUUUUAAUUGACAUUGUAUUCCUAGCUGUCCCGGCACUACAGGGGCAUAUCAUGUAAAAUAAUAAUUUAACCCUGACAGUGUUGCAUGUACACAGUAUACACAGCACGUACAUGUAACGAAUACCUAGAACACACAUGCACUAAUACAGAUUUUCUUUGCAUAUCCCUGACUGCACAUUAGUCCACCCAGAGCAUCAUGGAGUGAUGAUGUCACCCGUGGUACAGAAGUGAUGCAAAUGUAAUUGUGUUUUUGUAUUAGCACUUCCCGCCCAGUAAGCAUUUAAUUGCAAUUACAUGGGUGAACGGAACAAGCAACUAUCAUAGAAAAAGUAACCCUUCCACGUCAUUGUUUUUGGCUUGUCCUUACUGAUCUGAAAUCAAUGUGGCUUAGCUUAGAUUAUUUUUCCUUAAAGGAUUUUACCUACGCAGCCCUGAAUUCUAUAUGGCAAAACUCAGGUAACUCCUUAUAUUAGUGUCGCAAUCUACUUAUCUCAACGGUGCUAAAUAGUAUAUAUUAUCAUAAUAUAUAUAAUAAUACUCUGUCUUUAUGAUAUAGAUUAUGUGUAAGUAAUGAUGCAAUCUCUAACACAAAGCUAGAUUUAUUUGGCCAUUUAAUCUUUGUACCUGUACAGAAUGUAUAUAAAGAUGUCUAAAUGGGAUUUACACAUAAGAAUCAAAAGGAGUACAUUGCUGACUUAUUUUCUUAUCUGGGAGUUUCUAUUUUCAGAUUAUCAUGUUUUUAUUUGUACAUUUGUACCUUUUAUUUAUUAUAC